Saccostrea cuccullata (small rock oyster) is the source of this 840-nucleotide messenger RNA. RefSeq lists its product as uncharacterized. The record is from RefSeq and is a predicted model, not a curated record. Lineage: Eukaryota; Metazoa; Mollusca; Bivalvia; Ostreida; Ostreidae. Bases 87 to 614 code for a protein of 175 amino acids. The transcript has 7 exons.
GCCGCUAUAAAUUUGAAAGGUAAAAAAUCCUCUUCCAUUAAUUCAAAGGUGCUAAGGAAUCAGAAAAAGGAAUACUUACAGCAAAGAUGCUUCGAACGCAGAUUUUGGCGGGAAUUUGCUGUCUGCUCGUCACUGUUGCCAGUUUAAUAGAAUGUCGGUAUCUAGAUCAAGACGACACACCACGUUUCAAACGCCAGACGGCAGACAUGAGAUUAUCAGAAUUACAUGCCCUCAGAGAAAUACUCAACAGAUUACCCACUGGAUGUUCGCAAUACGCAUGCGGAAUAGUGGAUAUAUUUAGAAGAUAUGACAAGAGAUCGUGGUCAGAUCAGCGAAUAGCCGAACUUAAAGCUCUACUAGCUUUGAAGAACCAAGGGAAUGAUAUUGCUCACGGUCUUUUUGAUCCUUACAAGAUAUUUGUCAGGAAACGCACUUCUUCUGAUCAACGUAUUGCAGAACUUCAAGCGCUUAUUGCGUUAGUUCAUGGGCGCGGUAACGUUGCACACGGACAGUUAGACCCAUCUAUCAUUGGCAGAAGAAAACGUGCAGUUGAAAAGCUAAAUAGAGUGUUUUCGAAACGAAGAGCUUUUGCUGAGGAAGAAACGAGCCAUUGAAGUGUUGUGAUUUUUAAUUUUUAUGCACGGAUCUCAUCCCCGGCCCGGUCGAGGUGCCUGGUUACAGAGUAUUUAUUUUGGAACGUGAGGAAUUGGAUGACAGAUUAAUAAAUAAAUCGUCCUUAUGUCAUUUUGUGUUUUGUCUCAGGAACCCAGCUGUGCUGGUUGUCUAAUGUUUGUAUGUCUGUUUGUUAAGAUGUUUAAAUUAAAGUAUAUUUGUAUUUUA